UUCAUUUGAUUCAUUAAUUCGUAAACUGGCUCAUUUGUAUAUGAAUUGGAGUACACUGGUGGUGCUGUUUUUGCAUGCAGCCAGUGAAGACAGAACAAAUACAAAGGCAUGUUGUCAAUUUAUUGUCUUUGUUUCACUGUACCCAGUCUGUCUCAUCAAAUGCAGGCUCACAACUUUAGGUAAAAAAAAAAAAUCAUCUUAUGUAGUUGUCGUGUAGACGGCUUUGUUGAUCAUUAUGGGAGCGAUCUAGUUUUGUUCCUCGCUUAUGGUAUACACAGGGUGCAAUAGGCCACGAUCAAAUAGAAACCUGAGUGAUAAUACUAAGACUUGCUCUUUCCAUCUGUAUUCCAUUUGUAUGCUUGAGAUUUCCUGCAAAGCAAGUUUCUUGUUGUUUUUUUUUUUUUCUUUUGUAUGUGAUUCUCAUAAAAUUCCAACAAUUGUUCUCUCAGAGGCAACAAAGUUUCAUUUGAAGGGCAUUAAGUCUUAUUCAAUACUUCACCUUGUAAACAACACCAGAAUCUUUUGUGGCUAUCAUUUUCAGUCUGUCUGCCUUCCCAGAAGCUGGGGAUUUUGCUAAAAGGUUCAGCUUUCUCCUCUCUUAUGUGUCCAGCAGAUCAGAAUCAGCGGUGUCUUUAUAGCCCGAAAAGAACAAAAAUGAUAUUGAUUAUUCAAUAGGCCGGCCAGCCAGAGAGCCAAGACCCAGUCUGCUGCAUCCAUUCACUAUUAGUAAACAAAUCAAUGGUCCAGGCUGUGUCUUCGCUUAGGCAAUGCAGAGCAUCCUCACUCGCCUCAACGAAAAACUUCUCACAACAGAUUCUCAGAGCAGAAACGGACUCAACAGAAUCACAUUAGCAAAAUAUGAGCAUGCUGUGAAACACAUGUUGAAAUGAAAGGGCUAAUAUUUUAGAUAUUUCAUCAUGAGUACUCAUUUACCAAUAAUACAUUCAACAAAGUACAUCAAAAAAAUCCAUUUCAAUACCUGCAGUUUAGAUGACAAAGGUGAUGGUUUGACUGAUCCAUUUAUACUCCAAUCUUAUAGCGUAGGCACCUCUAUGAGAUGGCUCGUGCCGUCCAUCCACCGAGCCUGUGCUGUGAUGAAGGCUCUGGCCUGAGGAUGUAGCAGACAGGCCUUUUAAUCUGGGACAGAGGAACACUCGAGGUGAUUGAUGAUUCGGGGGAAGCGCUGGCUGGAGUUCUACCUGAGAUGGAUCAGUGACUCCAGGCACCGGGCUCAAUCCAUUUCCAUCUCCUCAUCGUCGCCACUCUUACUGUCAGUCACUUAAUCAGAGGGUGAUUUUCAACAUUGUGAACUUCAGCAAGACCAAGAGCCUGUACAGAGAUGGGAUGUCCCCUGUGGUGAAGUCGACCAGCCGGCCUAAAUGGCAAAGACUGCCAGCCAAGAAUGUGUAUUACUACCGCUGCCCCGACCAUCGGAGGAACUACGUGAUGUCUUUCGCCUUCUGUUUCGACCGCGAGGAUGACGUUUAUCAGUUUGCGUACUGCUACCCUUACACCUACUCCCGUCUGCAGCAUUACCUGGCCAGCCUGGAGCGCAGAAAUCUCGAUUACCUGCAGCGAGAGCAGCUGGGCCUCAGUGUGCAACAAAGAAGGCUGGAUCUUCUGACCAUCACCAACCCCGAAAGCAUUGAGGAAUUUGAGCACAGUAUUAUGCAAAAGAAGAUGAAAAUACCCAAGAUGUCAAACAGGAACACAGUGGAGAAUCAUUUUGGCGAGGAGAGAAUGCCCCUUAGACAUAAAAAGAUCCAGUUACAGGAACAGCAGCGGGCCAGUUCCAACUCCUCAAAGAGCCUGGCUGCUGUGGUGGCACGGCUGGAGAGGAACGCUGUCAACUCCUGCACUGAGGGAGAGGAGCUAGACAGACUCACAACAGAGGAAGAGGAAGAGCAGGACGAGGCCGUGGUGCCUCGCGUCCUGUACGAGGAGCUGGUGCAUAGCUACAGGCAGCAGGAAGAGGAAAUGAGACGCCUGCAGCAGGAACUGGAGCGCACACGCAGGCAGCUGCUGCAGCAGGCCAAGAAGCUCAAGGAGUACGGCAGUCUGCUGACUGAGGUCAAGGAGCUGCGGGAUUUCAAUCGACGCCUACAGGACGUCCUGCUCAUGAGGCUUGGCAGCGAGCCGAUGCAUGACAAUGGCACACAGACAAUCAAAGCAGAGGUGGUGGAGCCGAUCAGUGAACCACAGGAGGCGUGUCAAGAGGAAGCCAACACUAGCUCCACCCACUCCCCAUCCCCGAGAACUGUCUACACCUUCAAUGAUGGAAAAGUGCACUUGGGUGGAGGGAUUUGGGUGGAGGAGGAGAAGUGGCACCAGUUACAACGGACGCAGGGAGACUCAAAAUUCACCAAAAACCUGGCGGUGAUGAUCUGGGGCACAGAAACCCUGAAGAACCGCAGCGUGACUGGCGUUGCUACGAAGAAGAAGAAAGACGCCCUGCCCAAACCACCGCUUUCACCGAGCAAGCUCAAAAUUGUUAGAGAGUGUCUGUAUGACCGUGUGUCUCAAGAAACAGCUGACAGUGCAGAGAUCACCCAGCGAUUAUCCAAAGUGAACAAAUACAUCUGCGAAAAAAUCAUGGAUAUCAACAAAUCUAUCAAGAACGAGGAACGACGAGAGUCCAAGCUUCUCAUUCAGCAGACGGUGAAGAUGGAGAACUUCCCCUACGACGGUCUGUAGGGGGCGCUGAAGUUGUCACCAUAGCUCAUUCUACUCCUCAAGGACUUCUGGUGGAGAAGGUGCAAGUAAUCACCGGCGCUGCCAAUUGAGAUUUCCACUGAUGCCCUCCCAAGACCUCUCUGUCUUUUACUCUCGUAGACCCUGUUUUACAGCAUGUCUGACAGUUUUACCUCUCUCCGCACUGCCUUAGCAUGCUGGCGUGCAUUCUGUGAGUGAAUGGGGCGGGUUUUUGUAAGCUUUAUGGGGGAUCUCGGGGUGGGUCGGAUAUUAUACCUGAUAGACAGGAGCGAUCCUUUAAAUCGUGUGCGAGAAAAAUGUGUUUGGCACAUCAGCUUGUGUUCUGUGUCAGAACAUGUCCUAAUGUACUAAAGAGGUUUCCCUUCAGGAGAAGUCUUCUUGUUUCAGGAGGAUGUUUGCGAGGUGUCAUAAAUGCUGGCUUAGAGUCGGAGUCUUAAGGGGAGGUAGGUCACUUCACAGGGACCAUCUGCUAAAGGUACUUAACGUAAAGAGUUGCACUUUUAAACAGGGUCGCACCCUGCGUCGUCUUAAUGAGCGAUUGAUUUAAUUAAUCAAUCUAGGCCUAAUUGCUCCCGUUAAUUGCUUUCCUGAGAUGACUACUGAUGGUAUGUUGUUGUUCUUGAUGGUUGUUAGGGGUGGAGAGGUCGCAUGUAGUCAGUGGUGCUAAACAGUUAUCCUGGAAGACAGACUAUCAGCGUGUAUUUGGAGAUAAGCCACAAAAAGGUGAACAAAUCAUUCUUAAAAUUUAAAUUUAGACUUUUUACGAUCAUCAGUAAACUUCUUAUGUUUGAUUUAGGCUGUAUACUGCCUUCAAGUCCUGUUGGGAAGUUCCUGUAGUUUAAAAGUUUUAAUUACGAUGACGUGAUUUUAAGGCAUUUACACUACUGUUCAAAAGUUUGGGGUCGGUAAGAUUUUUUUUUUAUGUUUAUGAAAGAAAAUACAGUAAAACUGUAAAAUUUCUGAAAUACUAUUACAAAUUUAAAAUGUUUUUUUUUUUUUUUUAAUACAUUUUAAAUUGAUUGAACUUUUAGCAUCAUUACUCCAGUCUUCAGUGUCGCAUGAUCCUUCAGAAAUCAUUCAAAUAUGAUGAUUUGGUGCUCAAGAAACAAUUUUUACUGUUAACAAUAUUAAUAACAAUUGUGGCGCUUAAUAUUUUUGUGAAAACUUUGAUACUUUUUUCAGGAUUCAUUGAUGAAUAGUAAGUUCAAAAUAAUGACAUUUAUUUAAAAUAUGUAUUUUGAAUAAAAGUAUUCACUUCUUUAAAAAAAAAAAAAAAAAAAAAAUCUUAUCAGCCUUUGAAUAGCAGUGUAUAUUUUAAGCAAAAUGAAUGCGUUUGGGUAAAAUUUUGGGCCUGAAGAAUUCAAAUCUGAAGAGAGUAUUUAAUGGCAUAUUUUGAAGUUGACGACAAUGCAGUAAAAAUGAGGUAAAGUAUAAAACAAGAUUCUUGUAAACAACAAGAGCACAUCCAAUUUGAUUUCAGUGUACUUGAUGGACUAGCCAUGGGACAGGAGUUAUUGUAUUAUCGGGUCUACAGAGAUGGAGACCAACUAAGACCUUUUACCAGCCGUAAAUUGCACUUGGGACGGAGGGUAAGUGGAAAUCUGAGCUAGGCUGCAGGGCCUUUUUCCAGCUGGCAAUCAUUGGGAACUGUGUUCUCCGUUUUAUAGCAAGCUGUGAUUGUAAUAUGAGCUGAUAUUGCUUUAACUGCACUUUGGUGUGAGUGUGGAGAGAUGCCAGGCGCCGUGUGCAGACGUGGGGUAAAACUGUCAGCAGUGCUUGGGAGUUACACAUGAGCCUCAUCCUUCUGGUUGCACGAACCGCAGGGUCUCUGCUCCAGCCCACCUGUAGAGGGCGCACUCAUUAGGGGAGGAAAUAAGAUAUCGUGACAACUUACAAUGAGCCAUGCCAUCCACACUUUAGUCCUUUGUCUCCCCUUGUCUUUAUUUUCAUCACAAACCGUCUGUGUGGUUUGUCGGCGUAACGAUAGAAAAAGACUCUCUUGCAGAUUUGGGUUCUUGACUGUGAUGCCAUAUCGCUUACUGUGAAUUAACAGAUCACAGAUCUGCCACGCAAAAGCCUCCCUAUUUUUUAUUUUCUCAUAUUUUUUUUUUUUUUUUUUUUUAAUCAAGUACAUUUAUUAGUGGGGAGAAAAUUUCAGUGUAUAUUUGGAAUAUAUUCUCAUGUUUUUGAACAUUUCAUUGUUUGCAUCCAGGCUGCACCUUAUCUCACUAAGCUUCUGGUUCAAAACCGAGUCAGACAAUGUUGUAAUUCUGUCUUUAUCUUUGCUGGUUCGUAUAUAGUUUCUAAUCAUUUCUACUUUUACAGUGUAUAUGUGACGUUUCGCUAUUAACGUAGAUCCUGGGUACUCAUAUUUCUCAAAGAAUGCAGGGCUCUUCAUGAAUACAUCAUCUCUAAUGACAGAAACCCAUAUCUUAAAUUGAUACUAUCAUGGAUUUUUACCGCAGGUAUCUUGAUGCUUCAAGAACUUCAAUUUAUGAAUUUCACCUCACUGUGAGUCAUUUGUACUAUCAUUUCAUUUGGAGUCAUUUCCGUCGAGAGGCAGCCGCCACCCGCCUUUCCGUUCCAAGGAAGUCAUUGUCCAUCUUCGACAACGUAGCACUUUAAUCCUAAGGAGGAAGAAAAAAUGUAUAAAAAUUCAUCAAUGUUGGCUUCUUUGUUGUGAUUUACCCAAGCCAAUUUAAAAAAAGAAGUCAACAUAAACAUUUAACAAUGCUUGUGAAAAGACGUUCACGAGAAAUCAUAAAUCAGCUAUCAGUUUUCUGCCACUCAAUAGCAGUUUAGCAGCCAUUUGUUUCUCAUUCUCUUGAGCCUGUGAAAGCGAUUCCUUUUUUUCUUUCUUACAGCAACGUACCUCCAAUAUGUCAAGGUAAUUACGGGAGAGGACAGAUUGUAAUAAGGUUCUUUUGUUCCACUGAAUGUCUUUCUCUUCUUCUUUUUUUCUGUAGAUAUUUCCUGUAUUGUGUAAUAUGUAUUGCCACACUUAUUGAAUAUUUGAUGUUCCAUAAUGAGCGUACGUACUGUGCGGGUAUACUGGAAAAUGACAGCUUUAGGUGUGCAGAGGUUGAAUGACAGCCAAACUUUAUCAUCGGUCCAUGUGGUCAUACUUUGUAUGUGGAGAUUUGCUAGUGGAAUCGUUGCCUUGAAAAAUACUACAGCGUUAUGUAUUGCUCUCUUGCUUUUUUUUUUUUUCUUUCUCUUUUGCCUCGCAGCUGCGCCGAGACUAAAUUCGGGCACGGCGGCAUUCAGAUCCGAGGAAAAUUAAAAAUUAAAAGUUUCUUCAGUUGUGAGAUCAAACCAGUGAAUCCCAUCAGGGAAAAUCCGACUUUUAAAUACAAUCAUGUACAGUAUUUAUAGGCUAAAAGGCUACAAAAGCGAAGCAGUAGCCUCGCGGAGGCUGUGUUUUUCUCUUCUGGGAGACUGUGGUGAGGCUGGUGCCUAUGCUUUCAGUGGCUAUGUAAUAGCGGUGCUGGGCUUUGAGCUGGUCUGUGCCGCUGGAAAACGGCAAAGCACGUGAGGGAUCAACAUAUCAUCCGAGUUGUUCAGGAGACGUUUUGUCAUGUCAAAUGAGUUUCGUCCAAUCUGAAUGUGUGUUGGGGGUUCGUGAUGUUCUGUUAAAAAUAAGCCAAAGUGGAUUCUCAGCAACGGACAGUUUGUGAUCAGUCUUAUGAAUAUGAACUUGCACAAAAACGGCCCCUGCUAAAGUUGUCCACAGUUAUGUAAGCUAAACCAACAGGAAAGGAACAGCCGGGAUAUAUUUUUACUGAAAAAAGACAAUUUUACAAGGUGUUGCUUUGCCGCCGACAUCUCCGUUGUCUGAUUUGUUGUUUUCUGUUUUGUAUCAAAAGAGCAUUAAGUUUUAGAUAAUGGAUAUGGCUAUAUUGUUCAAUUUGAAAAAUCUUAAAUCAUUUGUUUUUUAUUUUUUUUGUUCCUUUAUGAUGCCAAAAAAGUAGUAUGCGGAUGUUCUUGGGGGAAAAAAUAGUUAGUAUUGCUUUGGCCUGCUUCACUAACCUACAUUCUGAGAUUGUCAAUCAAAUGCUGAGGACCCGCCCACACGCCACAGCAAUUCCCAAAACUGCCCAGUAUUCCGCUAUAGCAAGAACGGCAACUUCCUGUUGCGCUCUCACUUUUUUCAUGCUCACGAUUACAAUAAAGGACCCUUCUCAGAGUCAGUCUUAUUUAACAACCAAUAUUCUCAGCUCUACUAGUGAAAGAAAUGUAUUUUUGAUAAAACACAAGUUCAGGUUAUUCUUAGUCGGAAAACAAGCAUGUAGAGUCACAGUCCUACCUCAUUGCUGCUCAUCAUCUGUGUUCCUAAGACAGUCUCGCCACCCUCGUACCUCGUUCAGAGAUCAGUCUGUAUGGUAUAGAUUCAUUUCAGAUGUCGUAUUUUACUCCCUUAACAACUGUGUUAAUGUUUCUGUGGCAGUAGAUGGCGUUUCCUUGCAGUAAUUACAUUUUUAUCCCAUUGAUGGUGCUACAGCAGGCAUGGGUUGUCUAAUCUGUGUUACUUACCUCAGAUGGUGCUAAUUUUUCUACUUUUCUGGAGGUCGUUCCGCUUUGCAUGAAUAAAACUGGUUAAUGUUCAUUUUAUAGCAGCAGGAAUUUUGGGAUCAAAAUAAAGCAUCAGAUAAAAGAAUCUUAGGAAUUGCAUCCGGCAUGUCAAAAAUUUCGCUUUUCAUAUUUCGAGUAAUACAUACCUCUCUAACAAAUUACCUCACAUACUCUGUUCCAAAUUAACAGACUAUUAAAACCAUGCACGCAGGAUCUUUCCGUGGCCAUAUAACCUUGUCUUUAUUGUACAAUACAAACCUGAUGCUGGAGUAAGAAACCUGAUAUUCCUAACCAUCUACCAAAAUAUUACUGGGCAGUUGACUCUCACAGCAAUGUGGUCCUCAGCAGUUAAUGUGAAAGUCAAUCCCACUGUAGAAAUACAGUGAAACUAACAUGGUAGUCUUACAUUUGGUGGUGGUGGUGAUGAUAUUUUGCAGUACGUUAACUGUAGGGGAUUUUCUUAGCUUACCAAAGUGGUUCCCUCCCAAAGAAACUCUUUGUAAUUGUCAUUAAGAACUGUUUGGGAACAAAGUCUCCAAUUUGCAUUUCAGUUCAGCGAAAACGGUCUCAGAAAUACGGGUGUGUUGAGUGCCUGCUGCUCAGCAGAACGUAAAUUAGUCCGUCCACGAAAAUACAAUCAGUCGCAUGUUUCCAUAACAUUUUAUAUUAAUACAGACAAUUGAUUCAUUUAGAGCAUGUAACGUGACAACUGAAGGCAAACUGUGUGAUUUUGUUAGCAAACACUUUCCUGUCAAGAUGUUUUUAUUGAUUGUGUGUCAUGUGAAGCGAAUAUGUCAUGGGUUUCAUGAAUUGACCUCAAGACCAGACAGUGAGUUUGAAAAUCGAUCGUAUUGCAUUUAAAUUGGAACAUUUUUCAUUUAACUUUUUGUGUCUUUAUCAUGUCUGUCAUCUCUUCAUUCUUGCUGCUGAAUAAAUAUCUAGAAACCUAUAUAUAUAUAUAUAUAUAUAUAUAUAUAUAUAUAUAUAUAUAUAUAUAUAUAUAUAUAUAUAUAUAUAUAUAUAUAUAUAUAUAUAUAUAUAUAUAUACAUACAUAUGUGUGUGUGUGUAUAUAAAAAUUAUGUGUAUUAAUCAAUAUUUUUCGGGAAAGUCGUUGAUGGAGAAUGUUGGCUGAAAUAACUGUGAACAUGCUCUCUUUCAGGUCUGUGUUUGUGGGUGGUUUUGGGUAUUUUCUUUUGAUAUGGUCACAUACUGGUUAGUAUUGGUUUUACCACGGAGUCAGCGAGGGCUGCUGUCAGCGGGAUCUUCCUUCUCACAACAGUCCCUGUUCCCCAUACGUUAGGUCUGCUUUACUUGCACACAGAUCAAGCCUAAGCCUGGACUAAAAGGACUCUCAAUGGAGAAUUUUUAUUCAUACUGUGUUUUUAGGCUGAACCCGGCUUAAUUUCAGCUAAACUUGGCCUCACUGCACCUUGAGUCUGACUCCACGGGGACUCAAACAGAGAACAAGGAUAGAAAGACAAUGGAAAGCGAAAUCAAAUGUUUCCACGUGAACCAGUUGCACUCCUCACCUGUGCACAGCUGGUUUCACCGGUUAACAUCAGUCGUGUGUGUGCGUGUGUGUGUGUGCGCGUGUAUGUAUGCGCGUGUGUGCUGCAGUCUGAGUACUCUUGUUCAAUGUACAGAUCAACAGAAUAAAUUCAGACUUUUAUUCUACAAACAAACCCUCUCAGUGUGAGCUGUUUCUUUUUCACACAAAAAAAAUAAUCUUGAAUUGAUACUAUAACGUACAUAAGUUUUAAGAAUAAAUAAAUCUUUGACCUCAAACUUUAGAAUGGUUAUAUUUAUAUAUUAUGUCUAAGAGAGAUAGAUAGAUCUAUCUUUAAGCAACGGUGUUUUUUAAGCAUUUUGUUAAACCGCAGAAAAACAGGCUUGGAUUAAAGAUCCGGCAGUAUAUUUAACCAUGGGGAUGGGGUACUUUUUAUCCCUGUUUGUACUAAACCCAUCUGGUUGGUUUGCUGCCAAAAAGCACUUUUUUAUUUUAUUUUUUUUAAGUUUCAUCUUACCAUAGAAGCGAGUGCCAUUUGAAGUUCCAGUCGUGUCUGACAACUGAAUAUGCUGAAGUUUGUUUUUGGAUGAGUGAGGAUAGUUUUUCUUGAAACCUUCCCGAACAACAUGUGGUGAUGUGGUAAUGUACACACAGCACCCCAUAUU
Messenger RNA from Onychostoma macrolepis, 9457 nucleotides. It is a transcript of the gene bend5, whose product is annotated as BEN domain containing 5. Gene Ontology annotation, molecular function: metallocarboxypeptidase activity; DNA binding; zinc ion binding. The transcript has 9 exons. The coding region runs from base 1345 to 2694 and encodes 449 amino acids. The record is from RefSeq and is a predicted model, not a curated record. Gene Ontology annotation, biological process: negative regulation of DNA-templated transcription; proteolysis. Lineage: Eukaryota; Metazoa; Chordata; Actinopteri; Cypriniformes; Cyprinidae.